CCACCGCCAGAUGGUAUCCGACGAUCCACCCGCUCCCUUCAGAGCUCGGCGCCGGGGAGCGCCCCAGCCGCCCGGUCUGCGGCGCGGCGGAGCAGCGGGCGGGGCGCUCACCUGCCCGGCCCGGCCCGGCCCGCCCCGCGGUGCCGAGGCCAGGGAGGCGGGCGGUGGGUCGCGGCGCGGAGCUGAGGCCAUGGCGGCCGCCGACCCGCCGGGCGCCGGGGACCUCUCGCAGCUGGCGGAAAAUCUGCUGCACCAGCUGCAGGAGAAUUUUCAAGCUCUGACUGAAAAGAUAUCGCUGAGAAUGGAAGAAAUGGGUGAGCGCAUUGAUGAUCUCGAGAAGCAUGUUGCUGACCUGAUGACAGAGGCUGGAAUAGAAAACACCGAUGAAGAGCUGAGACACUGAAAUGAGGACGUGACCACGAAAGAUAAAGGCAGAACAGCACCACACUGAAUCUGGGAGUUUAAAAUCAGUGUCCCUAGUCACAAAAUGUGUCAGCGAAAACAAACAUGCUUGGUUACAGUGUAAUUUUUUUUUUUUUAAACUAUUGCCCUAGGAAGAAAAGUAGAAAGCUGGGUUUAUUCACCUAAAUGAGACACUGUCUUUCCUGUAUUUGGGAAAGAACUGUUUCAGGGGAGGCAAAACCACUAUCUUGGACAGAAAACUAUAACCUAUGUAGUCAAUGUCACAAACUUUUUCCGUGUAUGAAAAUGUAUUUCAUCUAUUUAAAUAUUAAAAUUUUCAUCAUA
Messenger RNA from Columba livia (rock pigeon), 747 nucleotides. It is a transcript of the gene HSBP1L1, whose product is annotated as heat shock factor binding protein 1 like 1. Gene Ontology annotation, cellular component: cytosol; nucleus. Bases 11 to 403 code for a protein of 130 amino acids. Gene Ontology annotation, molecular function: transcription corepressor activity. Lineage: Eukaryota; Metazoa; Chordata; Aves; Columbiformes; Columbidae. Gene Ontology annotation, biological process: cellular heat acclimation. The transcript has 4 exons. The record is from RefSeq and is a predicted model, not a curated record.